This is a messenger RNA of Lactuca virosa, 1432 nucleotides long. NCBI's taxonomy places the organism in Eukaryota, Viridiplantae, Streptophyta, Magnoliopsida, Asterales, Asteraceae. The record is from the annotation of a GenBank genome assembly.
CUGCAGCAUCAAACUCAUCGUUACAGAUCUCUUUCUCUACUCUGUAUCUCUGUGUCUUCGUAAUGAUUAACAAUGGCUACUAAGCUACCUUCAACACUAUUAACAUGGUUAGUGCUCUCGACUUGUUCACUCAUUUUCUUCUACUCGAAACUACUCCCUCUAUACCCAUCUUCAAAACCCUCAAAGAUCCCAUUAUCACCACCCCCAACACCCUGUAACCUAUUCUCCGGAAAAUGGGUAAUUGACCCCCGUCGACGACCUCUCUACGACGAUACCUGUCCUUUCCACAGAAACGCAUGGAACUGUAUUAGAAACCAGAGAGAUAACAUGAACCGGAUCAAUUCAUGGAAAUGGGUACCCGAGGAAUGCGAGCUUCAUGAAAUUGAUCCGUUUGAGUUCAUGACUUUGAUGAGGGAUAAGCGAAUUGGGUUUAUUGGGGAUUCUUUGAAUGAGAAUUUCUUGGUGAGUUUAUUGUGUAUACUUAGGGUUGCUGAUAUGGAUGCUAAGAAAUGGAAGAGGAAAGGGGCUUGGAGAGGAGCUUAUUUCCCUAAAUUCAAUGUCACUAUUGCAUAUCAUCGUGCAGUUUUGUUAGCAAAAUACGAUCAGGAGAUCAAUGGAGUCAAGGGUGCACAUCGUGUUGAUGUUGAUAUUCCAGCAAAAGAAUGGGCAGAAAUCGGUGGUUUCUAUGAUGUUCUUGUUUUCAACACUGGACACUGGUGGGGAUAUGACAAGUUUCCAAAAGAGUCUCCUCUUGCUUUUUACAAAAGAGGGAAGCCAAUAAUUCCUGCUCCAAAUAUGUAUGAAGGGCUUGAAAUUGUACUCAAGAACAUGGUUGUUUAUAUAGAAAAAGAAUUCCCAAAAACACUCAAGUUUUGGAGACUACAAUCACCUAGACACUUCCAUGGUGGUGAUUGGAAUCAAAAUGGAAGUUGCUUAUUUGAUGAUCCCCUUAAGAAAUUCGAGGUUGACUUGUGGUUUGAUCCCAGAAACAAUGGAGUAAACAAAGAAGCAAGAUUAAUCAAUGAGUUGAUUAUAAAAGCACUUGAAGAAACAAGUAUUGAACUACUUGACUUGACUCAUUUAAGUGAGUUUAGGGCAGAUGCUCAUCCAGCCACGUGGCUAGGAAAGAAGGAUGCAGUGUCAGUGUGGGGACAGGACUGCAUGCAUUGGUGCCUGCCAGGUGUCCCUGACACUUGGGUCAAUGUGUUGUGGCAACUUAUGAAGAAUAGGAUAGGGAGAAGAUGAUGAUUUUGUGUAAUCAAUUGUUGAUAAUGUCAAAAUGAAGAUUGAAGAAAGAGUUGAUAGUGAGAUUUGGUGAUGGGAUUUUGGUGGUUGAUUAUGGGGGUAUUGUGUAAUUGUAGGUUAGAUGAUUUAUAAUUUUAUAUAUAGAUUCAUUAUAUUUGUUGGAUGAAAGUUGAGUUUUGAAAGGAUG